Messenger RNA from Chaetomium strumarium, 1819 nucleotides. RefSeq lists its product as uncharacterized. The transcript is spliced from 2 exons. The record is from RefSeq and is a predicted model, not a curated record. Bases 353 to 1819 code for a protein of 488 amino acids. Lineage: Eukaryota; Fungi; Ascomycota; Sordariomycetes; Sordariales; Chaetomiaceae.
CACGAACGCUGAUAUUUUGCCUUGCGACCAUAUUAAUCUCUACUAUAGCUGUGCAAGCGUCUAGCGCUUAGUAUCGAAGCCUCCUGUAACCUCUUUGUCUGUAGAAAUAAAGGCCGUACAAGCUCGCAAAUUCACAUUUGACGCCGAUUUUGGCAAACAAAGGACACUCGACAAUAUAUCGGAGACAAAGAGCUGGCUUUGAACCUCGAAGGGUCAAUCAGUUAAUUAGAAUGUCGACCAUGAGUGUCAGGACCAACCUUGAGAUGUCUUGUUCCUUGAGAUCCUCUGGAGGCGAGCCAAGACCUAAGACACAUACGUCAGGUACAAUAUCUAUAGUUACCAGUACUUCUAAAUGGCCUCGGAAUCAGCAUCCCUAGAGCAGAACAAGCCCUCUAGGUCAUCAUGCAAGUUGGUGCCUCCGUGCCGGAGCGUCCAGCACGGCAUUUCCAUCGAUUCGGCCGGGCAGACGAAGACGAAGCCAAUAGGCAAGUACUACUUCACCGAGGAUGCACUCAAGUAUGACCUGGCAGCACUGAAGAAAGGGGAGGUCUACAGCCGAGAGGAGUUCUACAGGCGAGCGAAGACCUGGUAUAAGGCUGAAAUUGACCGACUGCUCCACUUGAAGAGGAUCGAGAAGGAGGACAAGCCCGAAGUGACGCUGACAACCCAAUACCCUACCGAGCAGCGUGAGGAGGACUCCAGGUUGAUACCGGCGCAGGCGAAAGGCGACCGGAUAAGCAGCCCAGCAGCAGCCCCCUCUCCGACUCCGAGUCCUGCCAAAGCACCGACCCGUGUGCAGCCCGCCCGCGCCGCGAAACGAAAGGCUGCCGAGCGGCUUUUCACCAGGUCCAGCCGGGCCCCAAGUCGAAGGACGAAAGGGAAACUGGCAAAGCCACACGUUUCAGACCCUCCUCCGAGCAAGGAGACCAGGCAUCCCGAGCCCGAGGCGGAGCCAGAAACAAAAGGCAACUACGCACUCGCGGCCUAUGACUGGGCCCAGUUCCUCAGCGGCAACGAGGAAGAGCACGGCCGUUCUCCUUGGUCGUAUAUACAGUUCCAGGGACUGGAUGUGGCAUAUUUUGUUAUGCGGCUGGAGCGAGCCGUACGGCGAAAGACGUGCGAGAUCCGACUCGGCAGAACCGGGGAGCCAGGCCUCUGGUCAUGUUGUGCAGCUCGAGGCGCGACGAGCAAGGCAGACGACGAGGAAGAGAGAAGAAAGGAAAGGCCAAAGCAGCAGCAGAAAGCCGAUUGCCAGCGCCGGAUCCGAAAUCCACCACCCGGUACCAAGUCCCGCUGCGUGCUAGACGGCCCGCGCUACACAGCCCCAGUGGCCCCCUUCACGCCCAAGGCUGCGCUCGCGCCGGGCGAGGACUGGCGGUCGCCUACUGUCACCACUACCACUAUCACUAGCCCAGCCAAAGCGGGCGACGACCGCAAGACGAAGACGGCCAACGGGGGCCCCGCUAGUACUACCGAGACAACACCGGCGGCGUCUGGCAGCAAACCCGGCAUUAUUAGCUGGGCCGCAGACGAAGUCCGCAGGCGCGACGAGCUGAACAAAAGAGCUGCUGCUGCGGCGGCGGCGGUGGCGGCAGGACUAGCGCCGGAGGCGGAGAUGGAGGUCAGUCCCACAUUGGGGCGGUGGCAGGUGCGGGCUCGGAAGCUGGAGGGGGAGGAGCUGCAUCCCGUGGAGGACUUGGAGGCCAACAACGUAGUAGAGGUGUCCAGCCUGAAGUUUGCUGUUGACCUCUGUGCUUGCCCGUCUGAAGGGGGGGCCAUGGAGGCCGGGGAGGAGGGGUUGAGGGUUCUGAUGAUGUAA